CACAACGAAAUAACCGAAUACUUUUCAUUUCUAAACUUUGUAUGCGCGAAUAAUGUGAUAGUCAAUUAUCAUGUAAGAAGCUAGUACCUAGCCGAGUGGGAAAUACGUAAGCUCGCUAACAUGUGUUUUUCAAAGUGUGGCUCGUUCGGCGUCGAUGAAAUUUUUUUUAGGCGUGAUUUAAAAUUUCUGCGCUAAUAGUUUUUCGCGUGAAACCGUAAAAUAUUAAAUUUUGAUAACCGAUAUCGAGAAAGUAAUUAACGCAUAAUGUACAAAAAUGUGAUCGUUUCGAUUGAAAAAUUAUUAUCUUAAAUGAGUUAUUUUCCAAGUUGCGGUCAGAAUUGGUUGUUUUCGGUGAUGUUCUUCGGUGCUUCGGUAUGCAUUUUUGCAUUAAUUAUAUCAGGAUUCUCAUUCCGUCAAUCCAAAUCGCUGACAGUGCAAGAUGAUCGAAACACAGGUACUCCGCAAAGCCUGAAACUAUCCAGCCACAUCGAACGAAACUGCGAUGGAAAUCCGAGUGAUAAUAAGCAGGAGGCAGGAGAAAAACAAGAUAUCGUAUCCAUCCGUCACCCCUUCGAACGAAAAUGCAGUUCAAAUUCGACUACUAAUAAACCGAAUGCAGGAUAUUGGAAAAAUUUCAACAUACGUGUUGACUUAGUCUUCAAUCAAACAUACCAGUUUUUAAGCUACCUAAAUGAUGCAGAAAAUAACACGCCAGGAGAAAAAAUUCAGAUUGGAGAUAAGAACAUCUUGUUUGAGAAGCUGCCUAAAAGCUCGCUAAAUUUCUCCAGGAUCAGAGGCAAUUUCGAAGACGGAUUAUUUCAGGUGGACCUACGUCUAAACAGUGGAUGGGAAUUUUACGUCAACAUAGAACCUAAUCGAUGCAGAUUAAUCAAAGUCGGAUUUAUCCCGAAGAACGUUACGAUUUCUCUGACCAAGAAAUUGAUCGAAGAUUCGUUGAACCCAUUCGAAGAUCCGAUGUAUAAAAGUUUCGAUUACGACAUAAGAAUUGAGGGCGAGGAUGCAAGUGAUGACGAACCACCAAUCGAUACCUGGAAAAAAAAAUUCAAACAACGUUUGAAGACGAUAAUCUCGGAGAAAGUAUCGAAGCAUACCCAGCAUGAACUAUUGAAAUUUUACCAGAAAGAAUAUCAGGCACUAGAAUGUAGCAUAGUAAAAUUGAUGCCUCUACGAGCAAUGGCAGCCAAGCAAAAAAGACACAUCAUGAGAAAUUUUUCUGAAAUCGAAGUAAAUUCAGUCAAGUGGAAACUGCAAGAGGUAAAAAUCUCAAAAUGGCCGGAUUUGAGAUCAACAGAAAUCGUUUACCUUGAAAAUGGUAUCGUCGGACUGCGUUUAAAGAUGACAAACACGACCGUAUAUGUCACAACAAACUCCCCCGAACAAUACAAUGACGUUGAAAUUCAAAUAGACGAAGUAUUCGUAACAUUAACCAGAAAUGGAAACGUAACAAAAAAAUCGGAAAUUCGUUUCGAAGGAUUCGCAGUUAUUAAUAAAGAUCAAAUUGGAAACAUCGACGAAAUAAAGAACGCUUUGGAAAAAUCAAUGGAAUCUUGUUUGGAUGAGACGGGGAAUUGUUUUAAAAACUUGCAAAGGAGUCCUUAAUAGGUUCAACUUUCACCCAAAAUAAUCUGAAAAGUUCGCUCACCUGCGCUAAUUUCCGUGUUCGUUGAAGACGACAGUGAUUCCUCAUUAGCACUCGAACCGUUGACUCGAAUUCGCAUUCUAAUCGCGCGAUCACAGUAACACUACAAUCGACUGCAAGAUCACUACCACAUUUUCGUCAUUCGAUUCACCACCUGAAAAACGAAGAAAAAAAAUAACCGUGUAAAUACGACGAUCGGAGCAAUUAAGCAGAAUUAAGGUAGCCUAUACCUAAUCCCUUUUAAGGAAAAGAAACCGCAUGCUAAGUAAGCAACUUCUACGCGUCAAAUCUCUAUGUCUGGGUACAAAACAACAAAUCGUGGGUAUACGAAGAACGAUUUAUAUGGUAUUUAAAUAAGGUUAUUGUACUGAGAAUUUAAUCGUUGGUAUGUCGGAUUCUCAUGAAAUGUGUUUUUUUCUUCUACUUGUUCAUUUUAUAAUGUACAUUGUACAGUAGGUAUAAGUACACUUGCACUAUGUGCCAUUGGCCACGAGAAAUUCUUCUACGAGUAAUGUGCACCUAAAAAGUCGACUAAUUCUUACAACAGUAAAUCGUUGAAACGUU
Messenger RNA from Planococcus citri (citrus mealybug), 2224 nucleotides. RefSeq lists its product as uncharacterized. The record is from RefSeq and is a predicted model, not a curated record. NCBI's taxonomy places the organism in Eukaryota, Metazoa, Arthropoda, Insecta, Hemiptera, Pseudococcidae. The coding region runs from base 310 to 1620 and encodes 436 amino acids. The transcript has 4 exons.